Athalia rosae (coleseed sawfly) is the source of this 1549-nucleotide messenger RNA. Its product is annotated as angio-associated migratory cell protein. Gene Ontology annotation, molecular function: protein binding. The transcript is spliced from 8 exons. Bases 162 to 1412 code for a protein of 416 amino acids. The record is from RefSeq and is a predicted model, not a curated record. NCBI's taxonomy places the organism in Eukaryota, Metazoa, Arthropoda, Insecta, Hymenoptera, Athaliidae.
ACUUAUGACCAUUGAGUUACUCAAUGUCAUGACCAACGCCAAACCUCCCAACUUAUUGUUAGCCUCCGAGAUACCUAGUAGCCCUUCUCUACAACUGGCCACGGAACCGUAGUCCAUGUAUAAAAAAAUAAUACCAGAACCUAUUGCUGAAAUUCGUUGGCAUGAUUCUAAGAGACACUCCGCCGUCAUCACCACAAAUGGAAGACGAAAUUGACGAAGAUGAAAUGGUAUACAUUGGUGAUGCCGAUGAGGUUCUAGAAGUCUUCGAGAAUGAUGACGAAGACUCUGAAAAUGAGGAGGGAAAAGAUUCACCUGUAAAAGAUGAAGCAGUCUGUGUCUUCAGUAAACACGAAGGAUCAGUUUUCUGCGGGUCGCUCAACAAGGAUGGAACUCUGGCUGCAACAGGUGGAGAGGAUGACAAAGCAUUUGUGUGGGAAGUGGACUCAGGUCAAAUUGUUCUAGAAUGCAUGGGUCACUCUGACAGUGUAACAUUUGUUGAGUUUAGUCAAGAUAGUACUUAUUUGGCAACUGGUGACAUGGGUGGACUAAUAAAAGUCUGGAAAAUGAGUAACAAACUACUUGUAUGGGAAUACAGCAUCGGAGAUAUGACUUGGAUGCGUUGGCACUCCGUGGCUAAUGUUCUCUUUGGAGGAGCAGCGAGUGGAGAAAUUUACAUGUGGAAAAUUCCUAGCGGAGAAUGCAAAAUAUUUCAAAGUUAUGGUCAAAGAGUUGAGCAAGCUGUUCUAAUGCCCGAUGGCAAACGUAUCGCAGUCGGUUAUGAUGAUGGGUAUUUGAGGUUAUUCGAUUUGAAAUCCGGAACUUUAUCAACAACAAUUGCACCAGAUUUUGGCCACACUUCUACUGUCACUGCUCUAGACGCUGAUAACAAUUUACUGAUAUCAGGCGCUAUGGACGGUAAAACGAUUUUUUCUACAUCAGGGUCAGGCAAGAUUAUCGGAGUCCUUCAGGAACUGAAAGAUGCGAAUAUAGCCACAGAAGUGGAGUCCUCAACUAAUGUCGAAGCACACGAUACUGCCAAACCAAUGGGGAAUUGGGUAGAAACCAUCGCAUUUUGCAAAAAUUCCGAAUACCAGGUAGCCGCUACAGGGACAGUCAAUGGACAAAUUUUUAUUUGGGAUACAUCAAAACAGGUACUACGACACGCCAUUGAUCAGGAUAGUGGAAUUAGCAAAUUGGUGUGGUGCCAAAAUACGUCAAUUUUCUAUACCUCCGGCUUAGACGGAGUGAUUAGAUCGUUCGAUGCUAAAUUAGGAAAACAAUUGGGCUCUUUGAUGGGACAUUCCGCCGAUAUUCUGGACCUUUGUAUCUCUAGAGACGGCACGAAAAUUUUGAGCACAUCAGAUGAUUCCACAGCGAGGAUAUUCAAGAUCAUUGUACCAUCGAGCCGGUAAACCCUAUAAUUUGUAGAGCAAACUCCUGUGUAACAGAGGUAUGACCUGUACAAUGUUGUAGUGCCAUUUAAUUUCUCAUUCCCUUACGCCGUUUUGGAUAACGAAUAAUUUGUGUAAAUAAAUACAAAUGAAACCGA